GCGGCCAUCUUCAUGGAGAUCGGGAACAGCUAAGUUCUCUAGGAGGAAAUAAAAAAAAAAGGCUACAGGAAAAUGGCGGAACUGGGGACAUAAAUAUACUGAGCACUAGAGCCGAGGGGGGAGGAGGGAGUCGCAUCACUUCCUGACAGUGGGAAGCGUCCGAUCCGGGGUCCAGAGGCGUCUGAUCGUUGUGUGUUACAAGUCCAAUAAGGAUGGCAGAGUCUCUGGAUCUCUCACCCCCAGACAUUCCGGAAGCCAGCUUUCUAGAGAUCUUACUCCGCUAUGGACUGUUCUGCGGAGCGAUCUUUCAGCUCAUCUGCAUCCUGGCCGUUAUAUUCCCCGGAAGCAAGUCACAGGACACGGAACCUGAUGCUUCGGAGGUAAAAAGCACAGAUGUGUUGAGAAAACCCAAGCUGGCCACUGUGACGGCUGGUAAAAAGCAGAAGAAAGAGACCAAGAAGAAGAGGUGAAGGAGGUCGCCCCCUGCUGUCAUUUCUGAUAACCUCAGCCGGACUCAUCACACUUUUCACAUCUCACCUGGCCUGUCAUAACGCUAAUAUGGUCCAUUGUAUAUAUUUGAAUGCAUAAAGGUUUGUUUAAUAAAAUAGCAAAAAGUGCGAAGUGGAAUACCACGGUAGCCAAUCAGAAUCUUGUAACUUCAGUAAUAUGCGGUCUACCGUCUGUAAUGUGAAUUAUUUUUGGUGCUAUGGAUAAUGCACUGUGCACUUUGCUGCCUAUGUGAAUGAGCCUGAUUAUGAACAAAAGGCCUUUUACAUCAAAGGUCUCUGAACGUUUAAAGUCCAACGCAGGACAGUAUUUUUUUUCUUAUAUAAAAUAGUCCCCAAGGCAAUGUACAAAAAAAAAAAAAAG
This is a messenger RNA of Rana temporaria (common frog), 870 nucleotides long. RefSeq names its product mannosidase beta like (gene MANBAL). Lineage: Eukaryota; Metazoa; Chordata; Amphibia; Anura; Ranidae. The record is from RefSeq and is a predicted model, not a curated record. The transcript is spliced from 3 exons. Bases 213 to 470 code for a protein of 85 amino acids. Gene Ontology annotation, cellular component: membrane.